AUGGAGAAGCAGGCAGAUCAUCGUUCCAUGACGACGUGCACAAGUUUGUUGAAAAGUUGCCUGUUGAUGGCUCUCAAAUUUUCUAAAUCUUCGAGGCGAGAUAACGAUGAUGAUGAUGAUGUGGACUGCAAUUCCUGUGUUGAUCUUCUUGUCUGGGACAGAUGGUUAAGGUUAGCAGGUUGUAAAUUUGAUAUGGAUAUCAAACGAAGAAUAGCUAUGGCGAAAGAUGCACAUUCUAAAAUGAAAAACAUACUCACUAACAGUAAAAUCAUAAUAUUAGCCAGAUUAAAACUGUUAGGGUGUUACAUUUUUUCUGUUCUAACUUACGGCUCUGAGUCAUGGACAAUUUCUAAAAAAAAUGGAAAAAAAGAUUAA
Molecule: messenger RNA, 375 nt
Organism: Helobdella robusta
Lineage: Eukaryota; Metazoa; Annelida; Clitellata; Rhynchobdellida; Glossiphoniidae
Exons: 2
Coding region: 1-375 (124 amino acids)
Source: RefSeq, a predicted model, not a curated record